AUGGCGUCUGUAACGGGCUCGCCCAUCAAGGGAAGAAGCCCUUUUAUUGACCGCUACAUGGCAAGCCUAGGUGACAAUAGCAGCGAGGUGUCUAAUUCUGCAGCUGGUGGCCUUUUCCCAAACGCCUCCGGGAGGAUCUCCCCAGCCAAGUGGAGAUUCUCGAGCCACCAGCACGAUGAUAAAGAGAACUACUCUACCCCAAAAAGCCAAAAAGUGGAAUUUUCAGGAAAGCUUAAUCAGGGCAGCCCCUUACGAACACUUUCUCCGUCAAAACUGAACGGGUCGCCCACGAAAAAUAAAGACAAACAAAGUCAAUCGGUAGACUUCAACAAGUGGUCCGGUCGGGACGCAAAGUAUUACGAAUUUUUAUGUCGCGUGAGAGAGGCGAAAGAAUGGCUCGAAGCUGUGUUAUCCGAAAAACUCCCUUCAGAGCUGGAUCUCGCCAGCGGGGAUAGCUUGCGUAAUGGGGUCUAUUUGGCUCAACUCACGAAAAUCAUUGAUCCUAGCUUGGUCAAAAAAGUCGUUCCAGCUGGAACGACCCUUCAAUUUACUCAUACCCAAAACAUCAACGCUUUUUUCAAGAUCGUGGAGAAAGUCGGAGUUCCUGACCUGUUCCGAUUUGAGCUCACGGAUCUUUAUGAAAAGAAAGACAUCCCUAAGGUUUUUGAGACAUUGCAUGCUCUUAUCAGUGUGAUCAACAACAAAUGGCCAGGAAAAUUGCCUCAAAUCAAAAACCUCAGUGGUACUGCAUCUUUCACUGAAGAGGAGAUAAAGCUGUGUCAGCGCAAAGUUCCGAACGUACACAAUUUUAGGCCCUUUGCGUCUAACGACCUGCAUGAAGACUCUUCUAGCUCCAAGGAUCGUACCGGGCUUGGGAUGCUCUCGACCACUGAUUCAGAAACUCAAGUGGAUAAAAUCCCCAAAUCACCCGCAUUGCCAAGGACGCCAGAAAAAUUACCAGAAGUGACUAACCACCUCGAGUCGCCUAAGUUUUCGGUCACUUCCAGUUAUACCGAGAAGUCACCAGAUUUGAAGUUAAAGGCGGCCAACGUCCUAGCAAACAAUACACCAAUUUUGGAUUUCGACCUAAGCAGCAGCCCUGCCAAAUCGCAUUCCUACUAUUCACCUCGGAUAUACAGGCACCUAUCAUACAGAGCUGACUCGAGAUUAUUUUCUAGUCGCAGGCUUUCGGACCAUUCGUUCGGCUUUGAUCAGUAUGAUGUUUUGAAAUACAAGACUCCAGAGUAUUCUCCAGUACGCAGAAAGCGCAUGACUGAGAUCGAAUUUUUGGAUUCCAUCAGCUACCUUCAGGCGGUAUGCCGCGGUGUUAAUACCAGGUUUGAAGUCACAAUCUUGAAUCGCAAAGUCGACAUCGUUAUUGGGAAUAUUGCGCUUCUGCAGGCGCGUUGUAGAGCACUUUUAAAAAGGCGACAGUUGGAAAAAAAACGGAGCACAGACAUCCUAUUGAUGCAAACUACCGGACUCGACCAAUUUCAGUCCUUGGUCAAAGCAGACGCUGUGCGCAAAGAGGUCUUCUCACUUCGCCUAAAAUUACUAACCCUUGAGCAGCGAAUUUCGCAGUUUCAGAACAUCUGCUACUCUAACCUUCUAAGAAGGCGCUGUGCAAGUGCGCUUGCCAGAGACGAAGCGGUAAAUCCCACUUUGGCCUUGCUUCAGGCUAUAAUCAAGGGUGGUGUGCAACGUCAUAUGUACAAGGCGCAGCUUGAUAACCUGGCGAAGCAUGUUCCUCACAUAAUAGGGUUACAGAGCCUCUUGCGCUCCCAGAAUCUGCGGAAAAUGAAAAAGUCGAUUUACUUCUCUUUAAGUGACCAAUCCACAAGUCUUAGCACCGCUCAAGCCAUCUCAAAAGGCGUACUUAUACGUCGGUCACUAAAAAAAGUGCACUGUGAGCUUGAAUGCCAGAAUGAUACGAUUGCUUAUAUUGCAGCCCUGAUGAGAGGAUCAUUUCAACGAUCAGGUAUUAAAUCUCUCGCAACGGCAGUACGCGAUAGCAAAGAUCCAGUUGUAUCUCUGCAGGGUCUUGCCAAAGGAGUUUUGGUACGUUUUACACUGGAGCUAAUCGCAGACAUUGUUGAAGACAACAACCUUGUCCUGGUGCAGUCAUUGGCACGGAGCAGCCUCGUUAGAAAUUCCAACAGAGCGCGAAGAAUAUAUUAUGAACAGUCCAUAUCUGAAGUGAUUAAAAUCCAAUCAGAAAUCAGAAGAUAUCAAUUGAGAAAGGCAUAUUUAGAAUUUAUGUCCGCCGCUAAUCCGAGCUUAUGGGCUGUACGGAAAUUUGUUUCCUUAUUGAACACCAUACAUGCAAACGACGAAUCUCGGAGCAAACUUGAAUCAGUAAAGUCUCAAAUAGAUCAAGCGAAUAAAAAUCGUGACAAAAUACAGGAGCAACUGGAGCUUCUUGGGAGAAAAACCAACUUUUUGACUAACUACAACAUCUUUGUGAAUACAAGCAACUCUUUCGACCCGCAUCCUCUAGCUGGAAUGACUUCCUUUCCAGGCUAUGAAAAGCUGUUUUACCUGUUGCAAACCGACUCGUUUUACUGGAAAACCCUUUAUCGUCUUGAUCCGGGAUUUGUUGUCAAGCAUCUUCCCAAAACCUUUGUUUCUGCAAAUGGUUCCAUGGAGCCAAGGGAGAAUGCAUUCUUUGUGAGACUCACUGCGAACUUUCUGGCUUCCAGUAUUGAAGGUUUCAAAGACGUUCAUCAAUUUUUAGACGAUGGUAGCCAAUCAUUCUGGAAAUUUUUGGUGUGCUUCUAUGUCCAUCGUCAAAUUCCUGAUUUGCUUGUUGAGUUGUUUUCUCCCUUGCUCAAUUAUGUUUCGUCUCACACUGUCGACUUUGAGUCUGUUCCAGCGCUGAUAUACAAGAAACUAAAUCCUUAUGAUGUGGAACGUUCCUCCAACGAGGCAAUUGAAGACGAAGUCACGAAGGAGCACUUCAUCGAUAACCUGACCAGUUUAUGGAAAGCUACUGAAAUGGUCAGCGAGGCCCUUUUGAAAAAUGUACACCGUAUCCCAAAUGACGUGAAGUUCCUAUGUACUACUGCUUACAGAGCAGUUGCAGACCGGAGCCCCUAUGAAUGCGAUGCGUUAGUGGCUAUAUCAAAAAUACUUGUGGAAUUGGUGCUCUUUCCCUUUUUGCAAUCUCCCUCCAAAUUUGGGCUUCCAUCUGUGACCAACGAAGUGGAAAGAAAAAUAUCUGUUCUUCUCGAUGUAGUUGCCACAGUGUUCUCAUUCUCAAAAUUUGAAGGCUACCUCGCUCCUUUGAACCAAUAUGUGGAGGAAAUUAAUGACGAUCUGGCCUUUUCAUUGAAGAAAAUGCUAAUUACUCCUUCAUUCGAGGCUCAUUGUGAUGAGCUUAUAUAUAUUGACAUGCGUCAAGAUAGCCGCUCAACACUCAGCAUCUCGAAACCUUACUUACUCGAAAUUGUCGCCAAACUGGAUCACCACAAUGAUGCUUUUCCUCACGAUGACCCGAUGGCUAGUUUGUUGAGGAACGUAAAAAGUGAAACUGAACUCUUAAGGUUAACUUCUGUCGCAGUUGUGGAGCUAAAGUUGAAUCCAAGCGCCUAUCACUUGUCGUCUAGUGACGACAGGCUGACCGCCAUCUAUAACGAAAUCAAACGCGGACUUGUCUACAUGAUGCAAGUAGAAGAGGUAGAUACAAACCUCUACGAUUUAAUGACUUCCUCGAUCAUCCAAGAGGACGAGCCCGUUUUUAAGCAGCUCGUCAGCGGUACGGCAGCUAUCAAAUCUGACCCCCUGCUAAAAAAUCUCAAACCUAUGAGUUAUUUUAGCUUGAAGCAACAUAUUCUGGAGCGCGCCUAUGAGCUCAAGCAGAUGGAUGGCUUAGGAGUUGAAGAUAACCUUCAAAGCCUCUUGAAUGACAUCGCGAAUACAAUCAAGUCUCGAGAAUACGUGGUAGAAUCUACUGAGAGGGAGAUACGGACAGCCGAAAGAACUUUACAAGAAAUAAAAAGGACAAACUCGCAUUUGCAGAAGAAAUCUCAAGAAUUGGAUAUCUCACAAAAGCGCGCGCUAAAGAAAAUACAGGCCUCAAACUCCUAUGUUCCUAUAAAAAAACAUGGUAUCAGUCGUAAAUUGAAAGAUGUGUACAAUAAGGUCAAUCAGAAGGGCACUGACGGGAAGAAUUGUCUGACUCUCGAAUGGACAACCCGUCGCUUGUGUGAAAUGGGUGCUUUGUUGAAACUGGAGGGCGAAAACCUUGGGCAAGCUGAUGUUACCUUUUUUGGAUCGAGCGGACCUAAAUUUCCUGACGUUAACUUCAAAAUUGCAACUUCCGAUGGAGAGUGUUUUGCAAUUGAACUCAUUGAUGCGAGAAAACAUGGCCUUGGAAAGGGCAUGACAGCUAGUGAUAACCUUAAAUUCUCGACCAUGUUGGACAUGCUAGCUAAAGAUGAAGCAACCAGAUUAAAAUUAUUCGAUAAUUCUGUGGAAUUCGAUUUGACUCGACUUUUGGAAAUUAUCGCGACUUCCUUUAUUAGAAGGCCCCUCGCUACUGAACUCUAA
This is a messenger RNA of Lachancea dasiensis, 4548 nucleotides long. NCBI's taxonomy places the organism in Eukaryota, Fungi, Ascomycota, Saccharomycetes, Saccharomycetales, Saccharomycetaceae. The record is from the annotation of a GenBank genome assembly.